Molecule: messenger RNA, 1961 nt
Organism: Glycine soja
Lineage: Eukaryota; Viridiplantae; Streptophyta; Magnoliopsida; Fabales; Fabaceae
Product: serine carboxypeptidase-like 12
Exons: 14
Coding region: 46-1455 (469 amino acids)
Biological process (GO): proteolysis; secondary metabolic process
Molecular function (GO): acyltransferase activity, transferring groups other than amino-acyl groups; serine-type carboxypeptidase activity
Source: RefSeq, a predicted model, not a curated record
AUUAAAAACCAUGGAUAUGCUUAGAAAUGGAAGAGAGCAUUAAAAAUGGAAAAUUUUAGUUCAAGUUACAUUUAUUACUGGGUUCUACUACCCUUUUUUUUGUUAUCACAAUUCUCCUUUCAACUUGCAUGGUGUGGCUCCAUAGUAAAGUUCCUUCCUGGAUUCAAGGGACCCCUUCCUUUUGUACUUGAAACCGGGUAUGUGGGAGUGGGUGAAUCAGAGGAUGUGCAGGCAUUCUACUACUUCAUUGAGUCAGAGAACAAUCCCAAGAAAGAUCCUCUCAUGCUUUGGCUCACUGGUGGCCCUGGUUGCUCAGCCUUAUCUGGACUUGUGUUUGAAAUAGGACCACUUACAUUCAAAUAUGAGGAAUACAAUGGGAGCCUGCCCAAUUUGGUCUUGAGGCCACACUCAUGGACAAAGGUUAGUAGCAUUAUAUUUGUAGACUUGCCUGUUUCCACGGGCUUCACUUAUGCCACAACAGAGUUUGCUGCUCAACGAAGCGACUGGAUUCUAGUUCACCAAGUCCAUCAGUUUCUUAGGAAGUGGUUGAUUGAUCAUCCAAAUUUUUCGUCAAAUGAAGUUUACAUUGGUGGCGAUUCAUACUCUGGCAUUCCUAUUCCAGUGAUUGUUCAAGAAAUUUCACGAGGAAAUGAAAAAGGGCUCCAACCAUGGAUAAAUCUCCAGGGAUACCUGCUGGGAAAUGCAGCAACAACUCGAAGGGAAAAAAACUAUCAAAUUCCCUUCGCUCAUGGAAUGGGACUUAUUUCUGAUGAACUAUAUGGGUCACUGCAAAAAAAUUGUAAAGAAGAGUACAUAAAUGUAGACACCAGAAAUGUAUUAUGUUCUAGAGAUAUCGAGUCAUUCAAUGAGGUUACAUCAGGACUUAAUUCAGCCCAUAUUUUGGACCCGUCAUGUGAGUGGCUUGAUACUGAAACAUCUUGGAGGAGAUCUCUACUUAAGAAAUAUCCCAGAAAGAAUUUCCUUAAUACUCACCUCAAAUUGGCACCCUUAAACUGUCGGAGUUAUGUAUACUUCCUCUGCGGUUAUUGGGCCAAUGAUGAUAAUGUUCGCACUGCACUGCACAUCCGUAAGGGAAGUAUAGGAAAAUGGCAUCGUUGUACCUUCGAUAUACCUAACAAGAAGGAUAUCUCAAGCAGCUAUGAGUAUCAUGUAAAUCUCAGUAGAAAAGGCUACCGUUCGCUGAUAUACAGUGGCGAUCAUGACAUGACAAUUCCUUUCUUGGCAACUCAAGCAUGGAUAAGAUCUUUAAACUACUCCAUUGUGGAUGAGUGGAGGCAAUGGCAUACAAAUGGUCAAGUUGCAGGAUACACAAGGACUUACUCCAAUCGGAUGACAUUUGCAACUGUGAAGGGAGGAGGCCACACAGCUCCGGAGUACAAGCCUGAUGAAUGCUUUGCCAUGUUCAGUAGGUGGAUAUCUAACAGGGCUUUGUAGGAAUUUCCAAUGAAGUCAUCUUUUCUGUUGACAAGGACUAAACUUUGCAUCCAUUGCAUAACAAAGUCACAGCCUCACGGUAUAUUUUAUUCAGUAACAAAUUUGUGUCAUUAUCAACUGAAAAAAAAAUUAAUAUAUUCUAAAGGUAGCAAGAGAUAGAUCCAUAUAUUGAAAGAAAAACCAGUCUUAUCAGGUACAGCUGAAUAAAAAAAAGUUGUUUAAAAUAUAAUACAAUGUAAAAGUUUAGAUCGUGCACCUAGAUAAGCAUUAAAAUUUUCUUUCAAUUGCAUGAAUGUGAUACGCAUAUCUUUGCGGAGACCAACUUUGGUUAUCGAUCCUUUUAUAAGUAUAGAACCAGACUAAAAACAAAGCAUCUCUAUGUAAAUAUUUUAGCAGUGGUCGGAGGUGAAGAAAAUACUAGAAAGAAUAGUAUGAAUUUUGUGUUGUGUAUCAAGAUGUUUUGUCUUUUAAAGCACAAAAAUACAAAAAUUAUCCGUAAUUGAUAA